Molecule: messenger RNA, 1269 nt
Organism: Diutina rugosa
Lineage: Eukaryota; Fungi; Ascomycota; Pichiomycetes; Serinales; Debaryomycetaceae
Product: DNA primase subunit
Exons: 1
Coding region: 1-1269 (422 amino acids)
Biological process (GO): DNA replication, synthesis of primer
Cellular component (GO): alpha DNA polymerase:primase complex
Source: RefSeq, a predicted model, not a curated record
AUGACGACUCCCUCAGGCCCGUCAGAUGCUGACAUGGAGGAUUACUAUCGGCGGUUUCUUCCGUUCCGAUAUUUAUUCCAAUGGCUUCUGCAUUCCCCUAAAGUGACUACCGACUUUACUAAGCGGGAGAUUGCCUAUGAACUUCGGGGUGAUAUCUACCAACGGUACCAAUCAUAUGGUUCUGAGAAAGAAUUCAAGCAAGCAGUUGAAAAAUCGAACCCUUUGCGGUUUGAAAUUGGGGCCAUUUACAAUGUAUUUCCCAAAGACCGCAAGGUUUUACCGAAGCUGGCACUUAAGCCGGUAGCGAAGGAGUUGAACUUCGAUAUCGAUUUGACAGAUUACGAUCCCAUCCGGACGUGUUGUCAAGACAAAGCCAUCUGCAGAAAGUGUUGGAAAUUCAUCAAGGUGGCCUCUAAUAUCAUUGACACGGCGUUGCGUGAUGACUUUGGAUUUAAACAUAUCUUGUGGGUGUUCCUGGGUCGACGCGGGGCCCAUUGUUGGGUCAGUGACGCCCGUGCCAGAAAUCUUGAUGAUCUAUCUCGUCAAGCCUUGAUUGCUUAUUUCGAUGUAUUGGGUGGCGAGAAGAGAAUCAAAAAACCUUACCACCCUGCAUUAGAACGGGCUUUCGAAAUUUGCAAGUUGGAGUUCGACGAGAUCAUUCUCCAUGAGCAAGACCCAUGGAACACGAAGACCAAAGCCACACCGCAUAUUGAUGCGAACGUUGAAGAGCUUCUAGAGUUCAUGCCUGAGAAAGAACUUCGCGAUGCAUUGAAGGCGAAAUGGGAUAAAACACCACUGUCGCUGUUAGACAAAUGGAAGGACAUCAACAAAGUUGCAGCUGAGCUUUUCGGCAAAAAUAAGUUUAAGCUUACCAGUGUGAUCGAUGCCAAAAAAGAUAUCAUUAUUCGAUACUUGUACCCGCGCCUUGAUGUUAACGUCUCACGUCAAUUGAAUCACUUGUUGAAGUCUCCUUUCUGCAUCCACCCAGCCACGGGUAAUGUGUGUGUCCCCUUUGACCCCUUCCACAGUUUACUCGACGAAGAUCCAACCGAUUAUGGGUUUGACCCGGUGACGUCCCCCAAAUUAGCCGAGAUUCAACAGGAAGCCGAGAACAACAAGAGUAGUAGUUCUGAUGCUUGGGAUGCGACGCUGCUCAAACCAUAUGUGGCUUACUUCGGCAAGUUUGUCACGAACUUGUACAAAGAAGAGUUGCACGACCGCAAACGUUCGGCGGAUGAUGACGCGGGAGAGGACGAUUUGAUGUUUUGA